GCUCCUUCCGUCGCCGGUUUCUUCCUGUUCUGUCGGCUCAUUUCGCGACAUGGACAAGAGCGUCCUUUUAACCAGCACCACCUGAGGAUCCCUGAAGCCGCCCCGCAAUGGAAGAGGACCAGGAGCUGGAGAGGAAAGCAAUAGAAGAGCUGCUGAAAGAGGCAAAACGUGGGAAAACUAGAGCUGAGACAAUGGGACCUAUGGGCUGGAUGAAGUGUCCUCUGGCUGGUACAAAUAAAAGAUUCCUAAUUAACACAAUUAAGAACACAUUGCCCUCUCAAAAAGAGCAAGACCAUGAACAAAAAGAGAGCAGCAAGAAACCUGUGAAAAGCCAAGACCCAAAAGAAACAAACUCGAAGAAGCACAGAAGCCACCCCUAUAAGCACAGCUUGCACCCAGCCCGAGGCUCAAGGGGCUGCUCGCCCCCAAGGAAGCAGACCUCCCGGGACAAACAUGACGCUCGACCCAACAGGCAGUGAGGGGGAGCCGCAGGACCACGCCAGCCUAGCCCUACACCUGUCAUCCAGGUGCAUGAGGACAGGUAUGGGAUGGCAGGGCUGUGCCACCUGAGAAUGACUUUCCCAGUAUGUCCGUUGUUGUUUUUAAGGUGGCUGUUGUUAACAGGAAAAAAAAAAUGACCUCAUAACUCUUCAAGGAAACAAAUAUUAACUAGCUUGCUCUUAAGAUGUCUUGGCAAGUGUGAAUUGCUUAAGCAGUGUAUUGUUCCCCUGUGUUGUUUUUAUUCUAUCUUGUUUGGAAGUUAGUUUUAAAACAAGCAAUUCUAGAACUUAAAAUUUUCAGAUUGUUAAAAAUAGUUCCAGUUUUUUGAUGUACUGAACUUUUUUGGUCAUUUCCCAAAAAUUCUCUAAAAAUAAAAUAUUUAUAAAUCCUA
Messenger RNA from Nannospalax galili (Upper Galilee mountains blind mole rat), 892 nucleotides. Its product is annotated as protein POLR1D-like. The transcript is spliced from 3 exons. The record is from RefSeq and is a predicted model, not a curated record. NCBI's taxonomy places the organism in Eukaryota, Metazoa, Chordata, Mammalia, Rodentia, Spalacidae. Bases 108 to 479 code for a protein of 123 amino acids.